Molecule: messenger RNA, 6714 nt
Organism: Oryzias latipes (Japanese medaka)
Lineage: Eukaryota; Metazoa; Chordata; Actinopteri; Beloniformes; Adrianichthyidae
Gene: uggt2
Product: UDP-glucose glycoprotein glucosyltransferase 2
Biological process (GO): ERAD pathway
Cellular component (GO): endoplasmic reticulum
Molecular function (GO): UDP-glucose:glycoprotein glucosyltransferase activity
Source: RefSeq, a predicted model, not a curated record
UCGAAACUCGCUAGCCGCUAGCUUAGUUCAUGUUCUGCUGGUGUGAAAUCCUGAAUUCUUCGCUUUUUAUGGAAGCAGAUAGGCAUCACAUGUGGGGUAGAAAAAUGCGUUUGAUGGUAAAAAUAUCAGCAUUUAAAUGUCUUUCAUCCCCACAAUGACGCGUUUAAGCCUUUGCAGUACUGUCACUUUAGAUAUUCUACUGUACCGUUAUUCCUCUUGACAGAGUUCACUUCAGAUUUAUUUACAGCUAAACUAACUUUAGCACUUUAACAACUCUUCGCGUCUCAAUUAGCGGCUUUUAUUGCGGAUGGUUUAAAACGUUAAAACAACAGCAAAAUGCCCCAUUUACUGCCGUCUCUGUUAAAAGUUCAAAUUGUGAUGGUUUAUUGUUAAUCUGUGUAGCAACGUUGUGUUUGGGGGUUAUGCUUUUGAGUACGUGGCAGUGACUGACAUCUCUGCUAGUAAAAGCUAAGGACUUUAGUGGCGGAGUGUUUGUUCCACUAUGACAUUGAAGAGCGUUAUAACGCUGACCCUGCUGCUGCUGAAUGCGCAUCAAGCAAAGUCAACAUCGAAAGGCGUCACUGCCAGUCUGAAAGCGAAGUGGAGCAUGACCCCGUUCCUUCUGGAGACCAGUGAAUUUAUUGGAGAAGAUGGAAAUGAGAAAUUCUGGCAGUUUGUCGACACGGUGAAGGAACUGACAGUCUACAAGCAAGGAGAGUCGGUUCGCUCGUAUUACAACUUGAUCAUAAAGAAAGCAGGACAGUUCCUCACUGAUCUUCAAGCUCACCUCCUCAGAUUUGCUCUGGCCCUGCGCUCUUACUCACCUGCGAUCCAUUCAUCGCAGCAGAUAGCCAGUGAUGAGCCUCCGCCGGAGGGAUGCUCUGCCUUUGUUUCCAUCCACGGACAACAAAGCUGCAGCACCAAGGACAUCAAAAAGCUCCUUAAGGCUGCUGCAGGCAGGUCAAAACCAUACUUGUACAAGAAUGAUCACACAUAUCCAGGAGUCAAUAAAAGUGAUUUGCCAGUAGUGAUUUUGUAUGCGGAGAUUGGAACAAAGAAGUUUAGCUCUUUUCAUAAAGUGCUGACAGAAAAAGCAGAGGAGGGGAAACUUGUCUAUGUGUUGCGGCAUUUCUUGGCGGAUCCAAAGCCCGCAAAGAUGCUUUUAUCUGGUUACGGCGUCGAGUUGGCCGUCAAAAGCACAGAAUACAAAGCUGUGGAUGACACCAAAGUAAAAGAUUCGAAGAGCGGGACAAACGCUGGGGAGGAUGAUAAUGAUGAAGUUCAAGGAUUCAUCUUUAGAACAUUAAAGAAAUCUCAUCCUGAGCUCCAGGAGCAGCUUACUGAGCUUCGGAAACAUCUCCUGGAGAGCACCAACGACAUGGCCCCUCUCAAAGUCUGGGAAAUGCAAGAUUUAAGUUUCCAGGCAGCAGCAAGAAUUAUGUCCGUCCCAAAGUUUGAUUCUUUGAAGGUCAUGAAAGAUCUCAGUCAGAACUUCCCAAGCAGAGCAAGAUCACUGACGAGAGUGGCCGUUACUCUGGAAAUGAAGAAGGAAAUUGAGGAGAACCAGAAGUAUCUCAGCGAGUCACUUGGUGUCCAUCCUGGCGACGGGGAACUAUUUAUCAACGGACUGCACAUCGAUUUGGACACUCACAACCCUUUCAGCAUCUUGGAGAUCCUCAGGGGAGAGGCCAAGAUUUUGGAGGGUCUUCAUAAUUUAGAGAUUAAAGGAGAACACCAGGGCAAAUUCCUGAGUUUGCCUGUGAACACGGUGGAUGACAGCUACGCCUUGGACAUCAGGCAUCCUGCUAUUAUGUGGAUGAAUGACAUUGAGAAUGACCACAUCUAUCAGAACUGGCCAUCCGGCCUGCAGGAGCUCCUCAGAGCCACGUUUCCUGGUGUCAUCCGACAGAUUAGACGCAAUUUCUUCAAUUUGGUGCUUUUCCUGGACCCUCUUCAGGAGGAAAGUGUUGAGCUGUUAAAGCUAGCUGAGCUUUUCUACAAGCACAAGAUCCCCUUGAGAAUUGGAUUUGUGUUUGUUGUCAACCCCAGAGAUGAUAUCGAUGGCUUCUCAGACGCAGGAGUUGGAUUUUACCGGCUCCUGAAUUACAUCGCAGACGAAUAUGAUGUACCCCAGGCUGUGAUGUCUAUGAUCUCACUGUACAGCAAAAUGGAUGUGGGGGGGACAUUGUCUGCUGGCACAAUCUCUGCUUACCUGAAGAGAAAAUAUCCAAAAGCCAAUCCUGAAAAUAUUCCAGGAGCAGAAUCAGAGUAUGACUAUAAAAGGAAGGACGGAGCACUCUUUUACAAAAAGAGUGGCUUGGACGCCCUGCCCCUUGCUUUAUUUAAUGGAAUACCCCUAAACCCUGAUGAGAUGGACCCAGAGGAGCUGGAGACCAUUAUUUUGCAGCGCAUAAUGGACUCCACCACCGCAUUCCAGAGGGCUGUCUUUGUGGGCCAGUUAACUGAAGGUUUGGAUGUGGUGGACUACCUGAUGGAACAGCCCAACGUGGUUCCCAGGAUGAAUCCACUCAUUUUAAGCACGGACCGAAAAUAUCUCGACUUCACAGGCAGGCCAGUUGUUGAUGAUUGGAACGACACAAGUAUGUUUUCAUUCAUGGACUCCAGAGACAGAACAGCUGUGAUGGCCAAGAGAAUGAAGUAUUUCACAAAGACAGAUGAGGAUGGUAUGACUGCUGUGAGCAUUUGGAUAGUUGGAGAUUUUGAAAAGGUUCCAGGAAGAAAAUUAUUGCUUAACGCUCUUAAACACGUGCAGAGGGCCAGCCCCGGCAUGCGCUUGGGGGUGAUAGAUAACCCCAGUGGAAAACCCUCUGAAGAUAACACGGUGCUGUACAGGGCAGUCUGGGCUUCUCUCCUCACCCAGAAGAAUAAGGCUGCUGCAGAGUUUGUGCAAAAACUCCUGAAAGAAGAGAGCAUUCAGCUUCUCCAGCAGAAAACUAAGAUUAAAGACUUACUGAUGCAGGGCAUGGAUGUAGAUGCCUUUGAGAAAAAAUUCAACACACUGGAGGUUGAUUUUAUCCGCAGUCAGCAGCUGUUCUGUCAGGAUGUUCUGAAGCUCCUUCCUGGACAGCGAGCGGUGAUCAGCAAUGGGAGGAUCAUCGGUCUGCUUGAAGAGCAGGAGGAGUUCACUGAAGAAGAUUUCCAUUUGCUCCAAAAGAUAACCCUCAGAGGUUCCGCAGAGAAAGUCAAAGCCCAAGUAAAACAGAUGGGGAUGAAGGCAAAGCACGCCAGCGACUUACUCAUGAAAGUUGAUGCCCUCCUUGCUGCAGCUCCCAAAAGAGAGGUCAGAAGGGAUGUUCAUUUCAUAAAAGAUACCCACAGUGUGCUCCACCUCUCACAGCGUGAAAACGAGGUCUUCUAUGAUGUUGUGGUCAUUGUUGACCCUCUAACUAGAGAAGCACAAAAGAUUUCCCAGCUCCUAAUUGUGCUUAGUCAAGUGGCCAAUGUAAAACUGCAGGUGUUUAUGAAUUGCAAGGCCAAGUUGUCGGAGUUACCCCUCAAGAGUUUUUACCGUUACGUCUUGGACCCUGAUGUGACGUUCUUGGCCAAUGAGACAGUUUCUCCAGGACCAGUGGCCCGUUUCAUGGAUCUCCCAGAAUCUCCACUCCUCACUCUUAAUAUGAUCACACCAGAAAGCUGGAUGGUGCAGGCGGUGAGCAGCCCCUACGACUUGGACAACAUCCACCUUCAGGAGGUGAACGGGGUUGUGACCGCAGAGUUUGAACUGGAGCACCUUUUGUUGGAAGGCCACUGCUUUGACCUGUCGACCGGCCAGCCCCCCCGUGGACUGCAGUUUACGCUUGGCAUGAGUCGGGACCCGCUCAUGUAUGACACUAUUGUCAUGGCUAACCUGGGUUAUUUCCAGCUGAAAGCCAAUCCCGGUGCCUGGAUUUUAAGAUUACGCAAAGGGAGAUCCGAAGAAAUCUAUCAGAUUCUCACACACGAUGGAACCGACUCCCCGGCGGAUGCGGGGGACGUCAUAGUCGUGCUGAACAGUUUCCACAGUAAAAUCAUCAAAGUUCGGGUGCAGAAGAAGGCGGAGAAAAUUGGUGAGGAUCUUUUGACUGAAACUACCGAAGGCAAAGGAAUCUGGGACUCUCUAGUAAGGAGAUCUUACUCCACUCCUGGAUCAAGACUUCAGUAUUACGCUGUAAGAUCUAGCCUCGCGAAAAAUAUGUGCUUCUGUAGCAUCGCAGGCGGCGGCUCAAAGAAGGAUGACGGCCAGAAGAAAAAAGAGGAUGAUUUAAACAUAUUUUCCGUGGCCUCUGGUCAUCUGUACGAGCGUUUUCUCAGAAUAAUGAUGGUGUCUGUCCUUCGGCACACAAAAACGCCAGUGAAGUUCUGGUUUCUCAAAAAUUAUCUUUCCCCUUCUUUCAAGGAGACCAUCUCUCACAUGGCAGAGAAGUACAGCUUCCAGUAUGAGUUAGUGCAGUAUAAGUGGCCGCGUUGGCUCCACCAGCAGACGGAGAAACAGCGGAUCAUUUGGGGUUAUAAGAUCCUCUUCCUGGAUGUCCUCUUCCCUUUGGCUGUGGAUAAGAUCAUUUUUGUGGACGCAGACCAGAUAGUCCGAGCUGACUUGAAGGAGUUGAGGGAUCUGGACUUGGAAGGUGCUCCUUAUGGCUACACACCGUUUUGUGACAGCCGCAGAGAGAUGGAAGGAUAUCGCUUCUGGAAAAGUGGAUACUGGGCCUCACAUCUCGGACACCGAAAAUACCACAUCAGCGCUCUGUACGUUGUCGAUUUAAAGAAGUUUCGGAAAAUUGCAGCUGGGGACAGAUUACGCGGUCAGUACCAAGCACUGAGCCAAGACCCAAACAGUCUGUCAAACCUGGACCAGGACCUUCCCAACAACAUGAUCCACCAGGUGGCCAUUAAGUCUCUCCCUCAGGAGUGGCUGUGGUGUGAAACGUGGUGCGAUGACUCCUCCAAACAAACAGCAAAGACUAUAGACCUGUGCAACAACCCAAAGACCAAGGAGCCCAAGCUGACGGCAGCAGCAAGAAUCGUACCCGAGUGGGUCGAAUAUGACAGCGAGAUUAAAGGGCUGCUAAGAAAAGUCCAGAAACAGGAGGAGACGGCGGCACAAAGACAGACGCCCUCCUCCUCCAGCGCUAAAGAACAAAACCGACGGGAUGAACUUUAAAUCCUGCCAGCUUCACGCAGAAGACGACGGAGGCAGCACCUUUUUACAAGCGGGCCACCUGUGAAACUUGAAGACAAACAGUUCCAUCUAAACAUAGACGCAGAGUGUCGCCUCCCCACUGGAGGAGGAGGUGAUCACUGCAGAGAUGCCAAAUCUGCUCCUGCAGUCAGGAUGAGCGUGAGCUUUAGGAAUCAGCAAGCUGGGUUUAAAAGGAGGGGAAAAGAUAAUGCUGGAUCAAUCAGAGCACUUUAUUAUGUGUUUUUGAAAAUGAAUUGUGUGCAGAGAAUCAGGCAGAAGCGGCACGUUUUUGAGAACUUCACCUCAAAUAAAAUAUUUGAGUUUCCUUCCAUAACAAAAGCACGUUUUAGGUAUAUUUAAAAUGAUCAUUAAAGACCCACUCUUAAGAAAAUCAUGUUUUUGGUAUUUUCUUUAAAUGCUCUUGUGCCGUUUUUCUGAUGAAGGAUGGCAUAUAAAUAUAUAUAUAUAUAUAGAAAAUUAAGCUCAAGAUUGCAUGUCUGAGUCUCUUUAUUCAAAUCUUUCUCAAUCAGAAGCAGAGGUUUUCCUCUGAAAAAAGGAGCGUAUUUGUGACAUAAAAAUAUACUGGGCGGGUCACGAGCUUCCUGCUCUGCUCCAUUCUGAUGCAUCCACUGGAUAGCGCCGAUAUUACUCGCCAUUUUUGUUGCAUGGAUGAUGUUAGAUUAGGGGUAGGGAGGGGCAGUAAAUUAGUGGAAGCUAUGGGGAGGGAAAGGGGGGCGGGGUCGCUCCAUACCAAUGGUCCCGCCCACAACUAGGUCGAAUUGCUAAGGCAGAAACUAUUUUCAAGAAAACGACAUAGGUUUUAUUCAUCAUGUUGGCUAAAACAGCAUAAUCAUAACUAAAGGACAACAGGAACGCUUUGAAAAUAGAUCAAAAGAUAAUCAGAGUGGGUCUUUAAUGGGAAAACGGUGACAGCUUUAAAUUAAAGGCCAAAUCGGAUUGUUAAUUUUUGCAAAUUUGAAACAGGAAGUGGUUCAAAUGUGCAAAAACAUUCAGUAAAAUCUAAAUUAAAGUUUGCUCCUUCACUUUCAGCCUGCACUUUAAUGCUUCUCUGACUAAAAAAAGUCUGACUCAUCCCAUCAGGAAGGAAAGUAAAAACAUAAAAAUAAAGCCGCUGUUCAGGUUAAGUCAACCAAUGCAGUUCUUAGAAAGAACUCAGUCCCUUCAGAGAAAUCUGAAGCACAGUAUAAUAAGUAAUGAGCUUUUGUUCUGAAAAUCGUUUGAUAUGCAUAAAGCAGAAGGGGGCGCUGCUAAUGAGUUCCAUUUCACUGAGGAACCUUUGGGGUAAAAAGGGCAUUUUUACUGAACCAUACUUGAUUAAAUGUAAAAAGAGCAGCUGCUCAAACUUUGCUACACCGAGUCGGUUUGUCCCACUAUGUUUGAUGUUUUUCUGCAUCCAGGACUCAUUUCUACCAGUGUGUUGAUGUCAGUCUCUGUAUUCCAUAGUUUUCAAUCAAAACUGUACUUUUUGUUACUCAGGAAUUGUGUUGUAGCAGUAAAUAGUUCUUUGUACUUUA